UGUCUCCCGAGUCUCAUCUCGCAAACAUGGCGCCGGAGCAUGGUGCGAGAUUUUCCUCGCGGAGACUUCGUGUGUGAUCCGGAGGAUUCCUUGCGUGCACCAGGACCCCUCGGCGAACAUGUAGACGGCCGAAUGGACGACCACGACGCCCCGAUGGUAUUCCAGUGUCUCCGUUUCGGAUAGUCUGCCCGAUCGCGGACCAACGCCGCACGACCAUGACGACUGACAAGAUCAAAGUGGCUGUGCGUGUGCGGCCGAUGAAUCGACGAGAGGUCGAACUCGGAGCACAAUGCGUCGUCGAGAUGACCGAGGGACAGACGGUCCUCUACAACUCCGGCAAAGGAGAAGGGCGAAAACAUCCAAAGACAUUUGCCUUCGACCAUUGCUUCUGGUCCUUCGACGAAGGGGACCCGCACUUUGCCGACCAGGAGACGGUAUACACGGCUCUGGGAACAGACAUCCUGGACAAUGCUUUCCAGGGAUACAACGCCUGCAUUUUUGCCUACGGACAGACCGGGUCCGGCAAGAGCUUCACCAUGAUGGGCACGGUGGACAACAAGGGGGUGAUCCCACGGCUGUGUGACUCACUCUUCGAGCGCAUCGCUUGCGCGGCAGACCCCUGCAUGAGCUACAAGGUGGAAGUGUCCUACAUGGAGAUAUACAACGAACGCGUCCACGACCUCCUCGAUCCCCGAGGUGGCAAACAACACCUGAAGGUUCGAGAGCACAACAUCCUCGGUCCAUAUGUGGAUGGUCUCUCGACACUGGCCGUCUCUUCGUAUGAGGAGAUCAACAACCUCAUGACGGAGGGCAACAAGUCCCGUACCGUGGCGGCCACCAACAUGAACAGCGAAUCGAGUCGCUCGCACGCCGUCUUCAACAUCACCUUGACCUGCUCAAUUACCGACAAGCAGUCGGGGGUGACUGGCGAGAAGGUGUCCAAAAUGAGCCUGGUGGACUUGGCGGGCAGCGAGAGGGCCGUCAAAACGGGGGCCAUCGGGGAACGCCUCAAGGAAGGCUCCAACAUCAAUAAGUCCCUCACAACGCUAGGGCUGGUCAUCUCCAAGCUGGCCGACCAAUCCUCGGGCAAGGCCAAGGACGCCUUCGUCCCUUAUCGGGACUCCGUGCUCACCUGGCUUCUGAGGGACAACCUCGGCGGCAACAGCCGCACGGUCAUGGUGGCGGCCAUCAGCCCCGCUGCAGACAACUACGAGGAGACGCUGUCAACACUGCGCUACGCAGACCGUGCCAAGCGCAUCAUCAACCACGCUGUGGUCAACGAAGACCCCAACGCACGCAUCAUCCGGGAGCUUCGUGAAGAGGUGGAAAUGCUGCGUGGGCAGCUCAAGCAUGCCACGACACCGGAGGGUCUCAGCGAGAGGUUGCGAGAGUCUGAGACUCUGAUGGUAGAGAUCUCGCAGACGUGGGAAGAGAAACUACGGAAGACGGAGAAGAUUCAUCAGGAGCGGCAGCAGGCUUUGGAGAAGAUGGGCAUCUCGGUGCAGGCUUCGGGCAUCAAGGUGGAGAAUGACAAGUACUACAUGGUCAACCUCAACGCCGACCCCUCACUCAACGAACUUCUCGUCUACUACAUGAAGGAGCGGACGCUUGUGGGCAGGCCCGACGCCCCGUACGAACAAGAUGUGCAGCUGAGUGGCCUGGGCAUCAUGCCCGAGCACUGCAUCAUCACCAUCGAGGACUCGGAACUCUACAUCACGCCCCUCGAAGGAGCCAGGACCUGCGUGAAUGGGACCCCCAUUGUGGAGAAAACCCAGCUUCACCACGGCGACCGUCUGCUCUGGGGGAACAACCACUUCUUCCGAAUCAGCUGCCCCCGCACACUCACCGCGGGAGCAGCUCUGGAGACCCCAACCCUGGACCGGCCCAUCGACUACGAGUUUGCUCGUGAGGAGAUCAUGAUGAAGGAGCUGGUCAACGACCCCAUCCAGACGGCCGUGCACUCCCUCGAGAAGCAGCAUGAGGAGGACAAGCACAAUGCCCUGGAGAAACAGCGGCAGAUGUACGAGCGUCAGUUGCAGCUGCUUCGCAACCAGAUGUCCCCGUCGACUCCUUACGCGCCGUACUCCCCCUUCGACCCCCUCGGGGCCAAGGCCUCCUCGGGGCUGCCCAGUCCCAGCGUGGCCUCGCGCAUGGAACGCUGGGCCAAGGAGAGGGACGAGCUGUUCAGGAAGAGCCUGGCCAAGUUGCGGGAGGACAUUGUGCGUGCCAACGCCCUGGUUCGGGAGGCCAACUUCCUCUCCGACGAGAUGGGCAAGCAGACGGAGUUCAAGGUUACCCUGCAGAUACCCGCCGCCAACCUGAGCCCCAACCGCAAGCGCAGCGCCUUUGUGAGUGAGCCGGCCAUCCUGGUGAAGCGCAAGGGACGCGGUAGCCAGGUCUGGUCGAUGGAGAAACUGGAGAACAAGGUGAUCGACAUGCGCGAGAUGUACGAGGACUGCAAGGACAGGAUGUUGCCACUCAAGCAAGAGGAAGAGGAGGGUGUGUCCCAGCCCGCGUCGGACCCCUUCUACGAGUCGCAGGAGAACCACAACCUGAUUGGGGUGGCCAACGUGUUCCUGGAGGCGCUGUUCCACAACGUGCGCCUCAGCUACCACGUGCCCAUCAUCAGUCAACAAGGGGAGAUUGCCGGACGUCUGCACAUGGAGAUCAGCAAGACGGAAGGAGUGCUGCCCGACCGGGGUACCGACCCCGAAGGAAGCUUCCGGGGCUCGCUGCUGGACAUCUCCGACGACGGCUCUGGACGACAGGUCACGGUCAGGGUGGCCAUCAAGAGUGCUGUGGGGCUACCGCCCUCGCUGUCCCACUUUGUGUUCUGCCAGUACACCUUCUGGGGCCACGCCGAGUCGGUGGUGGUGGCCCCCGUGGAGGAGUCCGUGGCCAAGCUUGAUGUGCCGGCCAUCUCGCCGGACAGCUCCAGCACCUCCUUCAAGUUCGGCCACGUGCGGGACUUUGUGGUCCCGGUUACGGAGGAGUUUGUGGAGUACUGCACGGAGGGCGCCCUCUCGGUGGAGGUGUGGGGCCACCGGUGUUCGGGCUUCACAAGCUCGGGCACGGGCUGGGACCUCGGCGGCGGCGGGCCUCAGUCACACAUCUCCCACUCCCUGGUCGACAGGUGGGCGGAGCUCAAGCGCAAGCUGGAGCUGUGGCUGGAGAUCCACGAGCUGACGGAGCAGGGGGAGUACGCCCCGGUGGAGGUGGUGCCCCGGGGAGACGUGGGCACCGGAGGCGUGUUCCAGCUGCGCCAGGGUCAGCAGCGUCGCCUGGUGGUGCGGGUGGCGCCCGUGGCCAGCUCAGGCACCCUGCCCCUCAUAUGCCAACAGGUGGGCUCGGUGGCCGUGGGCGCCGUCUGUGUCCGCUCCCGCCUCCAGAAGCCCCUCGACUCCUACCAGGAUGACGACUUGGGGGUUCUGCGGGAGCGCUGGUGCGACGCUCUGGGCCGACGACGGGAGUACCUGGACGAACACCUGCAGAAGAUAAUCCACAAGCAAGUGAAAACGGACGAGGACGUGGAGCGGGAACAGAGCCUCAUCAGUCAGUGGGUCUGCCUGACGGAGGAGAAGAACGCCGUCCUGGCGCCUGCUCCGGGCUCCGACAUCCCCGGAGCCCCCGCUAACUGGGAGCCACAGAUAGGCAUGGAGCAGCAUGUUCCCGUUAUCUUCCUGGACUUGAGUGACGACAUGAGCGUUCCGAACUCUGGGGAGAAUGGUCUCCAGGUGGCGGGGUCCAACUCGAUCCUCCCCAAGGAGCACCACUCCCAGCUCUUCAACCUCCCCAUCGUCAAGCACUGCGACAAGGACGUGUGCGCCACGGCGGCGUGGGACUCGUCCAUCCACAACUCCAUGCACCUCAAUGCUCUGACGUCCCCCAACGAGAGGGUGUACCUCAUCCUGAAGGUGUCGGUGCGGCUGAGUCAUCCGGCAGUCAUGGACUUGAUCCUGCGCAAGCGCUUCGCCAUCAAUGUCUACAAGAGGCAGUCCUUCACCGACAAGAUCCGCAAGAGAAUCACCCGACAGGAUGUCUACUUCGCUUCUGGAGUGACCUACGAGAUUGUGGCGAGCAUACCCAAGGCCUCCGAAGACCCCGAGGGACGGGAGUCCCUGGCCCUGAUGGCGGCCUCGGGCGGGGACGCGGGCAGCAGUGACGGAGAGAGCUACAUCGAGAAAUACACCCGGGGGGUGUCGGCAGUCGAGAGCAUCCUCACCCUCGACCGCCUCAGACAGGAAGUGGCGGUGAAGGAGCUCCUGGCCGCGGAGGGGCGCCUGCUACGCAAGACGGCGAGCGUGCCCAACAUCGCCCAGGGGAUGCGGGGGGAGACCGGGUCGACGCUGCGCCCAGACGAGCCCCACCGCUGCGACUCGGUGGCCAACCUGAGCAUGACUUCCUCGCUCAGCGAGGGCCUGGACCGCUUCCUCAGCGAGGGGAAGAACGCUGCCAUCUCGAGCCUGGCCUCCUCGUUGGCAGGCCUGAGCCCGCAGCCAACCAAGUUUGUGAAGCCCAUGCGGACAGUCAUCGAGGAACAGAGUCAGCAGCGGGAGGUCCAGCCCCUCCUCAUCGAAGACGAGGAUGAGCAGUCCGGAGACGAAUCGCGCACAGGAGCGAGCGCCCGGUUGCCCUCGCCACUCGAGCCGUCCAGAGAUCCGUCGGAGCAGACGACGGAUGCAGGGAACCGUGCCGCGGAUGUGAAGGAGAAGGAGGAGGAGUUCACGGAGUUUAAGUCCUUCUGGGCAUCGGGCAAGGACGGGGAGGUCAAGUCGGAGGGCGGUGAGGAGCGCCACUCCAAGGUGGCGCCAGCUGCCAUGACCCACUCGGCCACCAGCGACGGCAUCGCCGACUUCGUGGGCAAAGCGGCCACCACUCCAAGCAUGGUGUCGAGCGGAUACGGGUCCCAGGCCCUGUCGUCAACGCCGCUGUCCAGCGAAGACUCCGGCUCGCUGCGGAGCGUCGGAGGAGGGGAGGAGCCGGGAAGUCCGGAAGUCCCUGAUGCAAAGCCCGUGCCGGCCGCAGAGAGCCACGCCGCUUCCGUCAGCAAAAACGCUUGCGACGAGCACCACGCAGAACGGGCGGCAACGGACGGAGGAACCCAGGUGCCGACGGAUACCGUCCCAAGAGUCGGAGAGGCAUUAGUCGAGGAUCUACCGGCAGUUCCUGAUACGUGUGCGACCGAACCUAGUCCAGAGCCGACGACCGAGCGAGAAGUCGUCGGGCAAGAGGAUGCGCCGGUAGUCGUGGAGCCCCCCGGGUCGCCACAGGACACUCCUGCCAUCGGUCUGACGGCGGUGCAGCGGAGGCCGCAGACGUCGUCCCCGCGUUCCACUCAGCAGCGGCAGUCCUACCCGGCUGCCGUCGCAGCGAGCAACGCAAAGCCGGCCGGUCUGGCGCCCAACCUCGGCCUCCCGCGAUCGGACUCCCCCGCCGACGGCGCUAGCCAGAGUUCGUCCUCGUCGGAGGAAAGCCUCUCUGUCAGUGCCGCCAGCGACGAUGCAAUCGACGCGACCUCUACGCUGGAGUGGACGGCGCCCCCAUGGCUGGUGGUGGGGGAGAGCGUGAUGAUCAGCCCGUACAACAAGACCGGGGCCGUGGCCUUCAUCGGACGCACCCAGUUCUCCCCGGGGCUCUGGGUCGGUGUCGAGCUGGACACGCCCACGGGGCGCAACGACGGCUCGGUGAGCGGGGUCAAGUACUUUGAGUGCAAGCCCAAGUACGGGGUGUUUGUGCGGCCGGACAAGCUGGUGCUGGACAAGCGGGGGCGCAUGGUGCGCCAGAGCCGGGCAUCGGCCGCUGCCGCCCUCCAGCCGACCUCUCGAGGAUCGGCCAGGGACGACAUCAUGUCCCGCAGCAUGGGCAGCCUCCAGCUGUCCCAGGCCAGCAGGGCGUCCCUGGGCUCGACGGAAUUCAUCUCCAGACGCAGCAGCGGCCAAGACGCCCUGCGGCCCGCGGCAAAAGCGAGCCCGCGCGGCCACAAGUGAACGCGAGCUUGCCACCCGCCCGCGAGGAACGGCGCGUCUCCCGUCUUUUGGGUGCCCCUCGAACGAACCGCGGUCCCUUCUUGGUUCUGUCUUGGUGGUCGCAAGCUGCCACCCUCUGUUCUUCCAACGGGAAUCCGGGGAAUCGAGAAGCGUGCGGGGAGGGUUUGACGUCCCCGGUUGUCACCUGUUGUAAAUGUUUACGUUUUGUUAUUUAUCGCGGUGGCGACCCCCACACACACUCCCGCUCAAGGCGUCGGUUUUACUCCAGAUUUCUUUUCGUUGCCUGGUUUUGUUUGUUUUUUUGUGCGUGGAUUGAGUUGCGAGAGUCAGGGGGACGAGCGGUCCGCCACGCGAUCGUUCUCGGAACGUGCGGUACGGAUUCGGGAACUUCCGUUUUUAGAAGGUUUUCUCCUUUUCAUUUUUUUUACCCGGAAAUCCGGCGCAUCGUUGCAAUCGAGAACCUUCGUGCGGAAACGCCGAGUCCUCGGACGGUGGUGCGUUUCGGUGUGCGUGUGCGUGUGUGUGUGUGUGCGUGCAUGUUGUUCCAAAGAUUUGCUAGUAUUUUUCGUUACAGCCUUUUUGUUUAGUUGUAUAGAGAGGUAUAUUGCAUACAUAUUAUAUACAAAUCUAUAUACAUACAAAACGCGCAGUUCUAUCUACACGGAUUGCGCGCUAAUCUGUACCAUGUAUAUAUGUGGGAGAGGAGGAUCCAGAAGGUUGUAUCGGUGCAAGUUUCAGCUUCCUCUUCGCCGGGUUUCCAGCACGUUGUUUUCAAGGCACCGGUGCGGUGUGACGCGGAUCGAGUGGUGCAAAGAGCCGAGCGAUCCGUCCCGGUUUUUAUCAACAGUCGUCCGAGUGGAUACAUCUUUUUUUUUUUUUUGGCAAGUUAACUCGGCAUUUAUUUCCUUAGCUAGGUAUGUUCGACAUACCGAGGUGCACUUACGGUGGCUACGAAAUUCAGCGACGCUCAGGUCUACUGUACGGCGACAUGCCCGAGGGUUUUGUUUAGUCGCUGUCAUUCCCCCAGAGAUAGCCCAGGGAAACGUUGGAAUGAAUUACGAAAUCUCGACAGGUCUCUGCUCGUCCAUGGUGACGCAGCAUGUGUUGCUGUGCUCCGUUUAGCCUUACGACGGAUUGCAGCGGACGUUACGAAUCAUUGCAGCCAACCCAAUGCUACGAACGUGUCACGUGACUGUACGCGUCCCACAAAUCCCCGUGCCUCUCUCGUAGAUCACGUGACGCUUGCGCGGCGUCGGAUUGGCUCCGACGGCUCGUAGCGCCCUUUGCAGUAUGUCGUAAGAUGAAACAGACUUGUAGAAUGGAUGAGCACUUGCGUCCGCUUUAUCGAAGCAACUGCAGUUUCAAAUCCGCGAAGAACACCGCUGUCAUCUCAUGGACUUGUACGGUACAGAUUGGAACAAAGUUAUCCGUAAAUGUUGCCUAACACUACCCAGUAUUUUUAUUUUUUUAAUUUUUUGAGUCAGCAUUUUCAGAAGCGGUAACAAAAUAGAAAAUUAGACCCGAAGGAGAGUGUAGGCUGUCACCGUCAAUAAAUGCGCUACCUUUUGGGGCAUGAUAGUAGUACUUCGUCGUUCUGCUGCAUUUGAUGCUUUGGGACAAGAUACUUUGAGGAUGUUCCUUUUUUUUCUGUUUUGCUUUUUUAUUUUUUUAUUAAACAAAUGAGUUUUACGUAGUGGUGCGUAACCAGAGCAAUAGGAAGGACAUUAGCAAUACCGAGAGUGUGGUGCCUGGAAUGGUUCCCCAACCGGCGUGUUUACCGCGUCCAAAAAAGUCUUCGCCAGGACCAGGACAUUCGACAGAGCAACACUCCGGCUUUUGCGACGUCAUUUUUGCCACUUCGGGACCGCUUUCGGUGCACGGAUGGAGUGGGACGCUAGACACGCCGGUCAAAGAUGCUUUCCAGGCACCCUAUUGAGAGUCAUUGAUAUAGUAUACAUAUAUAUAUCUGAGGCAGUGGAUCGAGUAUUCAGUGCUUGCACGGUUAUGGGUCCCUAUCGAAACUGGCAUUGGGGUAAUCACGAAAUGCGCAUAUUGCAUUCCAUAGCUGAAACAUUCCAUGAGUAGUGCUCACGUUUGUAAGCACUUCCAAGACUUUUCACUCCCAACGGCGAUCUCCAGAAGAAGAUUGGGAAAGGUUUGAGGGGGGCCCGUUUAUACCACUGCCCACAAAGCACCAGUCCCCGAGUAACGCAUUGUCCGCAGUCUGUCGUUAUUCCAGUGUAUUUCGAGCGAUUUCAUUUUUCGCUCGACGGGGGAAGGGUUAUGGCAGCCAGAGCUUAGUCUUUGCUAAGCUUUCGGGACUGCCGUCCGACGUUUCUCACACUGGUUGUGCGUGUUGAUUGGCCCUGGUUGCUGUUCCGGGUUCAAGUGGCGGGCCUUUUGUCGUCGCUGACACAAACAACAUCUUGUCUGUUCUGCGUGCAAGGGACAGCCUGUUUGACCUCUCAGGCACCGUUGAGGGCCCUUUGUGAUUUAAAGUACCGUGACUAGGACACUUAAAGCUUUGGAUUUGACUUUGGCUUUUUGUGCACACCACCAUUCGCAUGCCCAGUCUCGCUCGGUGAACAUAGGAGCGUACGUUCCUGCAGACACAGUAGGAAACACCCGACUGGCAACCCUUUUAAAAUUCGAUCGCCGACACGCGGCAAAGAGAAACGCGUUUGCCAACGAUGCCAAGUGGUAUUAACUGGCAAGUGUUACCGUGGUGCCGGCAGUGUGCUUUCUUUUCCUGUCUGCAUGUCCCCCCCAAAAACUUUAGUGUUUUUUAGAUUGCAGAAAUAAACUGUGCAUUGCCGAACGCUCUUUGCCCGCUUGGCUGUAGCUUUAGCGGUCCGAACUAGGUGCUAAAGGGGCCCGUUUUUGCCCGUUUUCGGUAACUGACCCCAUUCAGCUCCACAUAUUAAAAAGCUCCGUCGACCACCAUUUUCACAUUUAAAUUUUCAGAAAAUGAUGUCUAACUUUUUACAUAGAUAACGGUUAGUCCUGGAACUCUGGCGUUUGGUUCGAACCGCUAGCACCACAUUUGGGCAGAAAAUGAGCGCUCAUUUGAUGCAUAGUUCAUUUUUGCGGAGAAAAAAAUAACCCUGUACAUUUUAAGGGGGGACACCCCAUAGAAUUGGUCGACCCUUCGUUUAAGGAGACUAAAUCCUGAGGAAACACACAUCUUGGGAUGAAUGUAGCAAUGGAGAGCCAUUUGCUGUCCUCGGUGCAGAAGACAGUCUUUUCAGUGUGUUGCGCAGGUGCAAGAAUUGUCCGCAGUCUUAAAGACAAGAUCAGCUUCGCGUUCUGGGCACUACGAGCCCUCGAGCCUCGUGUCCGGACCCCAUACGGGUGCCGGACCUUUCUCCGCCGAAGGAAGCUUUGCCCCCAAGUCGACUCUUAGAGUCUCGUAGCCAAUUGCAUAGCCGUCCCGUUCUCUGUAAACGUAGCAGAGCCCCCCCCGACUGCGACGUCCAUUAAACGUCGACUACCCCGUGUGCGGCAGGAACUUAGUCCCAACCUCCAGUAAACAGUCUAAAAGUGAGAAAGACGCACCACGCCGUUGUUUGUGAGCUUGCAUCGCAUCCCUCUUUUUUUCUUUUUUUUUUUCGUUUGGUGGCAUGCACAGUGCUAGUCUAGAGGUGCUCGAGCAUAGCUUCAGCUUUUUUGAGCUUGUCUCGAAAUUGGGUCACGGCAGGAUGAAAACAAUCAAGUUACGUGUGGUCGUCUCGCCCCCUGACCGCUUUCCGCUGCAGGGUCUCUCUCUUUUUCGUUGUUUUGUUGCCGUCUGCACGAUGUCCGAAGCGUAACUGCCCGACGGCAAGUCCGGUAGGAGUGGCGUCCGUCUCUGCCCCGAUUCCAGACGGGGGGGAGAGAGGUCCAUACGGUUGUUUCUCGGGGGGAGGGGGGGGUCGGUUCCCCCUUCCCCCUCCUCCGUGUGAGUCUUUUGUGCGAGUCGAGUGACAGUGUGUGCGUGCGAGCAUGAAUGAACUCGGGGGCCCCGUUGUAUCUAAAAAAGGAUCUUAUUCCUCUGGUGUUGCUUUGGGGAGACUAAAUGUGUGCGUGACAACACGUCUGUACCGUUGGCCAAACGUUGCCACUAUGCUACUUUUGCCGCGUUAUAGAUAUAGAAUAAAGAUAUCUGCAAUGUAGCGAAAGAACCUCA
Messenger RNA from Ixodes scapularis (black-legged tick), 10152 nucleotides. It is a transcript of the gene Khc-73, whose product is annotated as kinesin-like protein KIF13A. The transcript has 39 exons. The record is from RefSeq and is a predicted model, not a curated record. Gene Ontology annotation, cellular component: microtubule; kinesin complex. Gene Ontology annotation, molecular function: microtubule binding; microtubule motor activity; ATP binding. Bases 216 to 5987 code for a protein of 1923 amino acids. Gene Ontology annotation, biological process: cytoskeleton-dependent intracellular transport; microtubule-based movement. Lineage: Eukaryota; Metazoa; Arthropoda; Arachnida; Ixodida; Ixodidae.